Musa acuminata subsp. malaccensis (wild Malaysian banana) is the source of this 1669-nucleotide messenger RNA. Its product is annotated as transcription factor SRM1. The record is from RefSeq and is a predicted model, not a curated record. Lineage: Eukaryota; Viridiplantae; Streptophyta; Magnoliopsida; Zingiberales; Musaceae. Gene Ontology annotation, molecular function: DNA binding.
GUGCUCAAUCCAUCAGUUUGGUGGCAACAGACAGAAGUAGCACAAGUGGAUCUACAAUUGGAAUCUUGGCUGUUGUGGUCUUUAUGCUUGUGCUUCACAUGAUUCCUGCUGUCUUUGUCUUGUUGAUAUGGAUUGGUUGAAGUUUUGGGUUUUACUGCAAGGCCAAAGGUAAAACCUUGGUGUAUUUCUCUUGAUGAUAUUGGAUUGGUGGAGGUUUUGGUUUUUACAGCUAGGUCAAAGGUAAAACCAAUUGGGAUAUUUUGAGAGGUUAUCAGCCUUGGUAAUCUCAGGAGCUGAAGCUUUGAACAGGACCUAUAAAAACUGUUUCUUUUGUCCAAAGCAAAUCCAUCAGGCUUUGUCUCUGGUUGUUCUGGUCUCUCUCGGUUUCCCAGACCAAACCCUAACUCCCCUCUUGCUGCCUCUGUUACCAGAAAGCUCCAUCUUCUUGUUGCCUUGGUCUUCAUUCUCUUCUUCUUGUUCAUCCUCUUCUUUCCUCACUUGGUCAUGCAGCACUUCAGAACCCCUUUUUGCAGUAUUUCUCACCUUUAAAUUACCAAGCAGGCAUAGAUGCUAUUCAAGCACCUCGAAGUGUGACUUCAGAGUCCAUCUUUGCAUGAUUUCUCAGUUAUCAAUCAUCAAGCAGACAUAUUUGGAGUGGUAGUCCAGACUCAGUUUGUUACAGCUGAAGAGAAAGUGUUUCUGGUCAUCUGUUUGAGGCAGAGGAAAUUUAGGACACAGGAAAGCACCUUCCUUUUGUGAGUUGCAUGCUCAGUGGACAGAAUUGGCAAGAUGGUAAAGGAAGAAGAAAGCUGCUGUUCUGUGUGGACCAGAGAGCAAGAGAAGGCAUUUGAGAACGCUUUGGCAACUCACCCAGAGGAUUGCGGUGACCGGUGGGAGAAAAUUGCAGCUGGUGUGCCUGGGAAGUCCAUCGAGGAUAUCAGGCACCACUAUGAACUUUUGGUGGAGGACAUCGAUGACAUCGAAUCUGGCCGAGUUCCAGUACCAUCCUAUCUUCCUGUCGAAGGUGGUGGGGCUAAAAAGGGAGGGAACUCACAUGGUGAUCCCAGUCAUGGUGGAAGAACAUCAAGGUCAGAUCAAGAACGACGAAAGGGAAUAGCAUGGACUGAGGAUGAGCACAGAUUAUUUCUUCUUGGACUUGAUAAAUAUGGGAAAGGAGACUGGAGGAGCAUAUCUCGCAACUUUGUAAUAUCAAGGACGCCCACACAAGUUGCAAGUCAUGCACAGAAAUACUUUAUCCGUUUGAAUUCAAUGAACAAGGAACGGAGAAGGACGAGCAUCCACGAUAUCACCAGCGUCGGAGAUGGAGAUGCAUCAGCCCCUCAAGGCCCAGUCACUGGUUUGGCUAGCGGCAGUGCUACAGUUAAUCGUCCAGAGCUACAGUUCCCAGUGCCCCAGUAAGCCGACGACACCAUCAGAGAAUCUGUUAAUGUACAAAGCACAAGUGAUGUUUAUUGGAUAUAGGUAGAAGUACAUAGAUAUGUUGUUUAUGUAACAUAAUUAGAGCUGAAACUUCUAUGGUUAUAUGCUGCAUCUGUUCAAAGUAAUCAACCACAGAGGAAAAGUAAUAUAUGUAAAUGAUGUGUGUAUGUUUGUUGCUUUAGGGUGACUGAUUCAGUAUGGAGAAGAUAGAAUAUCUACCGAUAAGACA